AUACUAUGCAAGUCUCAGUGCGAGCGUGUGCAUGUGUGAUCUCUGCAACCAGCCAUUCCUGCACCUUGAUGUGUUGCAUGCUGUAGUACCAUAAAAUAAUUGAUUGCUGGCGCUACGGAAAGUGCCGUAACGUUUACCAAACCCAGACGGGACCUGUCUGGAAGGUCUUCUACAGUAUGAUGCAGGAGUGUAAAAUGCACCCCCGCCGAGCAGCCGUUGCUGUUUUGUGCAUUCUUGCUCUGGAGAAGAUACGGCUAUAUGCUGGCCCUGCUCUGCGCACACAACAGCUCGCUCGUGUGCCCGUUACAUGUAGUAACAUUGCCCCAUAUGGCCCAUGGACCAUGGUGGACACGGGCAGCAGGCGCUACUACCAGUAUGUAUCUUCGAGAUUUUAGCUGCAUCUUCGGCAGGCUCAUCGGAGACUUUCUCGAAUCCGGUCCGGUCUUGUUUCCUAAUCAAGACUUCAAAGGACAUAGCGGGUUGUCCAGCGCUAGCGUAGAUCUACGCUCGCUUGUUUAGGCGUUUCCCUCUGGGUGGCGAAGCGUGAGCGAAAGAGAAGGAGAACAGGAGCUAAGGCGGCCCCAUUAAUUAUGCCCGUCACACCACACCGAUGACGGGGCUGAAAAUACCGACGAGUAAGAGCUGCAGGCCGGAGAUGGUGUGAAUGGAAACCGUGACUCUCUCGCUGUUGGCGAUGUCGCCAGAUCAGGCUCGUCUGUAUGGUCGUCACUUGUAUGUUAUUUCGGUGAUGGCCGUCUACCGUGGGCCGCACAGUACUCGAGUGAAAAGGUCUGUCACUCUCGUGUUUUUUUGAGGCUGGCAAGAAUGGAAGUCCAUGCCGAUUGCGGCUACACUACGAUGUUGUGUUGCGCUGUAGCCUGUACAGCGCGGAAGCCCGCUGCUGCUGCCACCUACCACGGAGUACCACACUUGCCAGAACCUUUCCGGGUCUUCUUCGUAGACUCACACUCACAGAUGACAGCGGAACUGAAAACUCGGCCACUGACUGAAACUGAGCCAUGACAUUGACACUGUAUGCAAGCAGGCGCGGAGCGGAGGUCUACGCCAGUGAGGCUUAUGAGUUUUGUAGUGCGGGGCUGCCAUGCCCCCUCAUGAGCAGUGACUGCACUGCACCGCCACUGGUUGUAAGAAGAAGACGAAGAGCCACAGAACUGUCUGUUGUUCACGAGUUUGUUACCUAGCAAAAGCAAAGAACAGUAAGUGACACAGUGAGAGAACAGUGGCAGGUGCAGGCAUGAAGCUGCUCCAGGAUGAGAUUGAGUAGCUAUGCCUGUGUAUUACUAUUGGUGAGCCAGCUAUGUGAGUCAGCUAUGUGCGGCAGUCUUGUGGGGCAUACCAUGACAGUGUGCAGUUUCAGUAUAGCCAAAUCUGCAUCACUUCGAUACUGCAGCCUGCGCUAGUAAGUAGCAGUACUGGUCGCUAGGCUACACUCUUCCUCCUUCCGCUAAUUGCGAACCGACUAAGCAGAUCAGCAGGAGUUAGAGACGGCUGAACAACUCAACAACUCCGGCUCGCAGUUUAGUGCGGUGCGGCCGCGGGAUAUUCUCCACUGGCUGGCGGCACCAUGGCCAGUUUGUCAGUUGUGUUUACACUGGCUAGUGAUCAUGGUUCAGUGAGAAAGGGCGGUAGUUUGCGGCAAGCACACAUUCAAGAUGACGGUGUGGACGAGAGAACAGCACUCGAGCUGAAGUUGCUCCGUGCGGAACUGAAAGCAAUGCGGGAAGAAGACGAGAUAUUCCUGAGGAGGCUGAAGAAGAUGGACGCGGACUUGAGGGACCUGCGUCAGCUCUGCUUCAUGACCACUCCCGGCGGAGCCGAAGCGGUGCCGUUCUUUCCCGAGGAUGGAGCCUACACAGACCUGCAUGCGGAUGUGGACCGUUCAAACAUGAACGACAGUCUGUCGGCUUCCACAAGCAGUGGCGGUAGCAACACAGGGGAGGAGAACGACAAGUCAAUAUGCCUAUCUCCACCGGCGAUAUCCGGCAGUUCUGUCGAAGUAGAUUCCGUUUUUGGAUCCCCGCCGGUGCGGCUAAAUCUUGACCAGUCAGUAGCAGAGUCGGGUGAAGAAGAGGUUGAUUCUCCGCCUAUGUCACCACCAUGCUCCACCACCACUAGUAACCAUAGACUGCGGGUUUCUUCUCCAACAACACCCCGUGUGACUGGCGGUAGCCCAGUGCGUACUAUUGGUAAGGGGGACCUGACACCGUCGUCAUCGGCGUCACUUACUCCUCUUGCGCAUAGUGCGGCUGUUUCCAAUCUACACAGGCCAAUAGAGUACAGCUCUAGCUUUGGUGAGUCAGCCUUCAUGAAUGACCUACAGUCCAACUCACUGAUGGGUGAUGACCUGAUUGCCAUGUUCAACCAGAAGUCCGACGCCGUUAAAGAAGAGUUGGGGCUGAGCCGCACAUCGCUGGCGUCGUCGUCCAACUCGCCGCAGACCAGUACCCCCAUGGGUGGCAGCAGGAACUCGUCGCCUCUUCCGCCGCGGGCCGCGUCGUGCGUGGAGCUGCGCAGCGCGUCGAGGCCAGAGUCGCCACUGGCCAUGGAGCGGCCGUUCGGCGGAGUACAGCGCCGCACGGGCGCGGCUCUCUCCGUGUCCAUGUCCGUUGUGUGUAGCCUGGAUAGCAGCGGCGGCAGCAGCUUGCGUGGCAAUCGGCCUUCCCCCGCCGGCUCACCAAUGCCUGGCUAUUCACCACUGAACAUAAGGGCAUUGCUAGGUCAAGGGCAGACUUCGGCGAAUGCCUCACCGGGCAGCAGCAGCAGCCGUGAUGGACAAUACUUGCACUCGCAGCGCCACCACCCUCACCACCGAGGCCUCACCCCGCAGACCAGUGCAGGUUCCCUACCACUGACUGGUCGCAAGGAAAAGCUGUGCCGCAAGUCGGGAGUGCUUGGGCCGGAUGGCCAGCCACGAAGUAACUCCGUAGGUUCGUCUGCCAUGGCUCAUGGUCGUAGUGGCUCGGACGAUGCAUCCGGACAGGGAGGUACGGGUGAGGAGCUCAGUGAUCAUUUGUCCCCACUACGCCGUGGCUCCAAGGCAUGGAACAACGACGGCAGCAUCCAAGAAGAGCAGUUCCUGCGCGGCCGUCUAGUGACCAGCCCUCCGGAGUUGGCCAAACCACCGCAAACUUCGACAACUGGGCCACCAGCAGCUGCGUCACCACCACCCCACCACCAGCAACAUCACCAAUUACACCCGAAUCGCACAAGCACCACCACCACCAGCACCACUGCCGAAUUGGGUAGUGCUAACAUAGCCAGCACUACACCGACCAUGUUCAGCCAGAAGCACCGUCGCCAAAUGUCUUACGAUCAGGCAGCUGGUCUUGACGUGCAUACACCCGAUACACAGCAUAAUACACCGCACACAUUCAACGCUCUGAAGGCACGGGAUCCGGGAGAUCGCAGCGGCCCGAAGUGUUCCUAUUCCCAGACGACCGUAUCGACACCAGUGUCGCCGAGCCGCGACCAUCAGCCACCAUCCACUAGCGACAGCAACCUAGUUCAGUCGUCGCAUCUUUCUCUUUCCAGCUCGUCACUGACCGGUCGCAAAUCAGGCAGUGGUGCUUCCCGCUUCUUUGGCAACCUGGUACGCGGCACCAGCAACAGCAAAGGCAUGAAGAAGCGCCAGGACAGCAACCAGAGUCUUGUCUGAUAACGGAACUCUCGCCUGCAUGCAUGGUGAUGACUGAGUAGUUUGUGCAUUAUGAGCACAUCCUUGGUAUGCUCUCUGUUGCAGGACAGUGUUUUCAUUCUAAGUUAAUGUGGAGUCUGGACAUGGCAUGUCAUCACACACACACACACACACACACACACACACACACACACACACACACACACACACACACACACACACACACACACACACACACACACACACUCGCACAUGCACACACAGACACACACACACAGACACAGACACAGACACAGACACACACACACACACACACACACACACACACACACACACACACACACACAGACAGACACACACUCACACCAUACACACACGCACACAGACACACUCACACACCAUACACACACGCACACAGACUCAGACACACUCACACACUGUACACACACACAGACACAGGCACACUCACACACACGGCAAAACACACGUACACAGACAUACACACACACACAAACGUACACCGGAGAACACCAGCACAUUGCAACAAUGGUAACCCAGCCACACUAAAGUCUUUGCUCUUGGUCUUCAUCUAGCACUGGUACAGAAUCCGGGAACUUUUGUUAUCUUUUAGUCUUUUCUUUUUUUUAGAUCUACAUGUAUAUUGCUCUGCCGCAACACAGGUACCGUUCCAGGAUGCAGCACAGGCAGCUUUGUACUUCGAAUUUGUACUUACAGGUACUACACUACUAGACUACACUGUAGUUCGUUUGUUCUUGCUAGUCAUCGGCAAAAUAGCUAUUUGAAACUGCUAACAAACCAGAUAACUUUUCCGACAUCCUAAUGAUUAGAUUGAACGAGUAUUCAUUACUAGCGCACGUGCACUGUAGCAAUUAUUGCCUGCUGUCUUGACUCUUGAACAUGUAAACACGUCAUAGUUCCA
This is a messenger RNA of Sycon ciliatum, 4595 nucleotides long. RefSeq lists its product as uncharacterized. The record is from RefSeq and is a predicted model, not a curated record. The transcript has 7 exons. The coding region runs from base 1586 to 3676 and encodes 696 amino acids. NCBI's taxonomy places the organism in Eukaryota, Metazoa, Porifera, Calcarea, Leucosolenida, Sycettidae.